Loxodonta africana (African savanna elephant) is the source of this 1923-nucleotide messenger RNA. It is a transcript of the gene CLVS2, whose product is annotated as clavesin 2. Gene Ontology annotation, cellular component: endosome; clathrin-coated vesicle; trans-Golgi network. The transcript is spliced from 5 exons. Lineage: Eukaryota; Metazoa; Chordata; Mammalia; Proboscidea; Elephantidae. Gene Ontology annotation, molecular function: phosphatidylinositol bisphosphate binding. Gene Ontology annotation, biological process: lysosome organization. The coding region runs from base 940 to 1923 and encodes 327 amino acids. The record is from RefSeq and is a predicted model, not a curated record.
UUCUGCACUCCCCUCCCCUUCCCCCACUCUGCUUUUGAAAUGUGCAUUCUCGGAAGAGAUUUUUUUCCUCCCGCGGUAAGUCCGCUGAAAUAAAGGGCUGGGAGAAGGGAGAAGUUGGGGGUGGGGUUGAGGGGAGCCCACGUCGGUGCCAACGCCACCAAAAACCCUGCUGGUGCCUUAUGAGAUCACGGUGUAUUUAGGAGGGGAGGAGGGAAGGUGCGCUAUCUGCAGAGUCUCCACCUAACUGGACCAUAAAAACCCACUAAAUUGGAUCAUAGAAAUUUUAAAUACAAUCCCACAAUUGUUUUUUAAAAAUAGCAUCUUCGAAUAAGCAGAGGGAGAAAUAAGCUCUUUCCCCCACCUCUUUCUCUUUCUUUUUCUUUCUGGCAAAGACGCUCUCUCUCCGCCCUGGAGCUCAGCGCCGAAGAGCCACCUUGUUAUUAAUCAGAAUUUCCAUCGUUAUUCCUGGCAGGCGCAUCCUUCAGUAGGGACGGCAGAAGCUUCACAGUGCUGGGGCUGAGAUGUGCGUGGGGGUUGUUUUUCUUACAUCUCGGAAGAGAAGAGAAGAGGACAGUACCAAGAUCAGCACCACCCGUGCCGGGUAGGAUUCGGGGUGUUUUGUUAGGAGAGAAGAAGAACAGAAAGGGGAGCGGUGGGCUGGCCCGAAGUCCUUAUCCCUUUUAGGGGAAGGGAAGAGUGAACCAAAGUGGGGCAUUGUUUUUUAGGUAAUCAGGGGGAAGAAGUUUAUAUCGCCCACAGAAAAGCUGUGGGAAAACAGGAGCAACAGGGUACCGGAUUGGACACCAGGACAGAUCAUUUCCUGUAAAGGAAAGGAAACAGAGAGUGGUGAGGUCUGGGGGCAAGUGUGGUAGUGGAAGGGACAGGUUUGUUGUAGGACAGUCAGCAAGAGGAAGUGAAGGCUCAGGAACAAGCAGAACAAUGACUCAUUUACAAGCUGGUCUCUCUCCUGAGACCCUGGAGAAAGCUCGCCUAGAACUCAAUGAGAACCCAGACACACUACACCAGGACAUCCAGGAGGUGAGGGACAUGGUCAUCACCAGGCCAGACAUUGGCUUUCUACGCACAGAUGAUGCCUUCAUCUUACGCUUCUUGCGGGCCAGGAAGUUUCAUCACUUUGAGGCCUUCCGCCUCCUGGCCCAGUACUUUGAGUACCGGCAGCAGAACCUGGACAUGUUCAAAAGCUUCAAGGCCACUGACCCUGGCAUCAAACAAGCACUGAAGGAUGGCUUUCCUGGGGGCCUGGCCAAUCUGGACCACUAUGGCAGGAAGAUUCUAGUCCUUUUUGCUGCCAACUGGGAUCAGAGCAGGUACACACUGGUGGAUAUUUUGCGUGCCAUCUUACUUUCUUUAGAAGCCAUGAUUGAAGAUCCUGAGCUUCAGGUGAAUGGAUUUGUUUUGAUCAUAGACUGGAGUAACUUCACCUUCAAGCAAGCUUCUAAACUUACACCAAGUAUGCUGCGAUUAGCUAUUGAAGGCCUUCAGGAUAGUUUCCCAGCACGAUUUGGAGGAAUUCAUUUUGUCAAUCAACCGUGGUAUAUCCAUGCCUUGUACACCGUGAUCCGGCCUUUCCUGAAGGAGAAGACUCGGAAAAGGAUAUUUUUGCAUGGUAACAACCUGAACAGUCUACACCAACUAAUUCAUCCUGAGAUCCUGCCCUCUGAGUUCGGAGGAAUGCUGCCCCCUUAUGACAUGGGCACAUGGGCAAGAACGCUGCUAGACCAUGAGUAUGAUGAUGACAGUGAAUACAACGUGGACUCCUACAGCAUGCCUGUGAAGGAAGUAGAAAAGGAGCUCUCUCCCAAGUCUAUGAAGAGAUCCCAGUCAGUAGUGGAUCCUACAGUACUAAAACGCAUGGAUAAAAACGAGGAAGAAAACAUGCAACCUUUGCUCUCUCUGGACUGA